Messenger RNA from Chrysochloris asiatica (Cape golden mole), 1011 nucleotides. RefSeq names its product heme oxygenase (decycling) 2 (gene HMOX2). Gene Ontology annotation, biological process: heme catabolic process; response to oxidative stress; heme oxidation. Bases 36 to 986 code for a protein of 316 amino acids. The record is from RefSeq and is a predicted model, not a curated record. The transcript is spliced from 5 exons. Gene Ontology annotation, molecular function: heme oxygenase (decyclizing) activity; heme binding. Lineage: Eukaryota; Metazoa; Chordata; Mammalia; Afrosoricida; Chrysochloridae.
GAGGACUGUGAGUGCCAGGACCCACACUCGGCAACAUGUCCGUGGAACUGGAGACAUCAGAGGGGCUGGAUGAAUCAGAGAAAAAGAUCUCUGGGGCCUCAGAGCAGGAGAAUCAUGCCAGACUAGCUGACCUUUCAGAGCUCCUGAAGGAAGGGACCAAGGAAGCACACGAUCGGGCAGAAAACACCCAGUUUGUCAAAGACUUCUUGAAAGGCAACAUCAAGAAGGAGCUCUUUAAGCUGGCCACCACUGCACUUUACUACACAUACUCGGCCCUGGAGGAGGAAAUGGACCGCAACAAGGACCACCCAGCCUUUGCUCCCUUGUACUUCCCCACGGAGCUGCACAGGAAGGAAGCACUAACCAAGGACAUGGUAUACUUCUUUGGUGAGAACUGGGCGGAGCAGGUGCAGUGUUCCGUGGCUGCCCAGAAGUAUGUGGAUCGGAUCCACCACGUGGGACAACAUGAACCCGAGCUAUUGGUGGCCCAUGCCUACACCCGCUACAUGGGGGACCUCUCAGGGGGCCAAGUGUUGAAGAAGGUGGCCCAACGUGCUCUGAAGCUCCCCAGCACAGGGGAGGGGACGCAGUUCUACUUGUUUGAGAAUGUGAACAAUGCCCAGCAGUUCAAGCAGUUCUACCGGGCCAGAAUGAACGCCCUGGACCUGAACCUGAAGACCAAGGAGAGGAUCGUGGAGGAGGCCAACAGGGCCUUUGAGUAUAACAUGCAGAUAUUCAGUGAACUGGACCAGGCGGGCUCCAUGCUAGCCAGAGAGACUCUGGAAGAAGGGCUUCCCAUGCACGAUGGGAAAGGAGACGUGCGCAGAUGCCCCUACUAUGCUGCCCAGCAGGACAAAGGUGCCCUGGAGGGCAGCAGCUGCCCCUUCCAAACAGCCAUGGCUGUGCUGAGGAUGCCCAGCCUCCAGCUCAUUCUUGCUGUCGCCGUGGCCCUGGUUGCUGGACUAAUAGCCUGGUACCACAUGUGAAGGACCCCUCCCAUCAUAUCAAACC